Sorghum bicolor (sorghum) is the source of this 2476-nucleotide messenger RNA. Its product is annotated as probable methyltransferase PMT15. The transcript is spliced from 6 exons. Bases 230 to 2155 code for a protein of 641 amino acids. Gene Ontology annotation, molecular function: methyltransferase activity. The record is from RefSeq and is a predicted model, not a curated record. Gene Ontology annotation, cellular component: endosome; cytoplasm; trans-Golgi network. Lineage: Eukaryota; Viridiplantae; Streptophyta; Magnoliopsida; Poales; Poaceae.
GCCACCUCCACCCGUGGCCGUGGUAAUCAAAUCGGACGCACAUGCGGCGCGCCUCCCUUUCACGGCCUCCCCCCGUCUCCGCCUCCACCUAAUCCCGGCCCGGGCACCCCAAUCCGAGGCGCCUGCCGUGCGCUUUAAGUGAGCGCAACACAUCAAAAGCUGCAGCCAGCGGAGGCGGAGAGGAGAAGGAGAAGCAGCAGUAGCAGCAGGGCCGCCAACGCCCAACGCCAUGGCGGUGGGCGCGACCGCCACGAAGCUGCACCUCUCGUCGGCGGCCGCGGCCGCGCGCCGCCCCUCGCUGCUCCACCUCGCGGCCGUCGCCGUCCUCUGCUCGGUGUCCUACCUCCUCGGCAUCUGGCACCACGGCGGCUUCUCCGCGGGCCCCGCCGCCGCCGGCGGCGGCGUCUCCUCCUCGGUCUCCAUCGCCACCGCCGUCUCGUGCGCCACCCCAGCCCUGACGACCGCCUCCUCGUCUCCCCCCGCGGGGCCGCUCGACUUCGCCGCGCACCACACGGCGGAGGGGACGGAGGCGGAGGCCGCGCUCCGCCACCGCAGCUACGAGGCGUGCCCCGCCAAAUACUCCGAGUACACGCCCUGCGAGGACGUGGAGCGCUCCCUGCGGUUCCCGCGCGACCGCCUCGUCUACCGGGAGCGCCACUGCCCCGCGGACGGCGAGCGCCUCCGGUGCCUCGUGCCGGCGCCCAAGGGCUACCGCAACCCGUUCCCGUGGCCGGCCAGCCGCGACGUCGCCUGGUUCGCCAACGUGCCGCACAAGGAGCUCAGCGUCGAGAAGGCGGUGCAGAAUUGGAUCCGCGUCGACGGCGACAGGUUCCGCUUCCCCGGGGGCGGCACCAUGUUCCCUCGCGGCGCCGGCGCCUACAUCGACGACAUCGGCAAGCUUAUCCCCCUCCACGACGGAUCCAUCCGCACCGCCCUUGACACCGGCUGCGGGGUGGCGAGCUGGGGAGCCUACUUGCUGUCACGCAACAUCCUUGCCAUGUCCUUCGCUCCGCGAGACUCCCACGAGGCGCAGGUUCAGUUUGCACUAGAGCGUGGUGUGCCGGCGAUGAUUGGUGUCCUUGCCUCCAAUCGGCUCACCUAUCCGGCACGUUCCUUUGACAUGGCGCACUGCUCUCGCUGCCUCAUCCCAUGGCAACUUUACGAUGGGCUAUACUUGAUAGAGGUUGAUCGUAUCCUAAGGCCUGGAGGUUAUUGGAUUUUGUCUGGACCACCAAUCAACUGGAAGAAACACUGGAAGGGGUGGGACAGGACUAAAGAAGACCUGGAUGCAGAGCAGAAAGCCAUUGAGUCAGUUGCCAAGAGCCUCUGCUGGAAGAAGAUCAAGGAGGAGGGCGACAUUGCAAUCUGGCAGAAGCCUACUAACCACAUUCAUUGCAAGGCCAUCCACAAAGUUAUCAAGUCCCCGCCCUUCUGUUCUAACCAAAACCCAGAUGCUGCCUGGUAUGACAAGAUGGAAGCGUGUAUAACUCCACUCCCAGAGGUCAGUGACUUGAAGGAGGUUGCCGGCGGUGCGUUGAAGAAAUGGCCGGAGAGGCUAACUGCAGUGCCGCCCCGGAUUGCCAGUGGCAGCAUCGAGGGGGUCACGGAAGAGAUGUUUGUGGAAGAUACUGAGUUAUGGAAGAAGAGAGUUGGGCACUACAAGUCCGUGAUUGCUCAACUCGGCCAGAAAGGCCGGUACCGCAACUUACUGGAUAUGAAUGCAAAGUUUGGCGGCUUCGCUGCGGCAUUGGUAAAUGACCCCUUGUGGGUCAUGAACAUGGUCCCUACUGUGGGGAACUCAACAACCCUUGGGGUUAUAUACGAGCGUGGCCUCAUUGGGAGCUACCAGGACUGGUGUGAGGGCAUGUCCACUUACCCCCGGACCUACGACCUCAUUCAUGCAGAUUCAGUGUUCACACUGUACAAUGGCAGAUGUGAGGCGGAGAACAUUCUGCUCGAAAUGGACAGAAUUCUGAGGCCUGAGGGCACGGUCAUCAUCAGAGAUGACGUGGAUCUGUUAGUGAAGAUAAAGAGCAUCACGGACGGGAUGAGAUGGAAUAGCCAGAUCGUGGAUCACGAAGAUGGUCCGCUCGUCCGCGAGAAGCUCCUCCUUGUUGUGAAGACAUACUGGACUCUCGAUGACAACAAACAAUAGCAAUAACGUGGAAUAAAAGAGUUAGAAUGAUUAUUGACAUGAUCGGCAAAUCUUGUGACUGCCUCACCGUUUGCCCUGUGAAUCUGGUGGAGUUUGUUUUCUAUUUUCAUUUUGGGUAUUCAUUUUGGGGGGAUAGUUCACAUAAUGGAGAUAUAAUCUCCUUGUGUUAAGAUAUAAGAGGGAAACCCGGCACAGAUUUUGACAUAAAAAACAGACAUUGGGCAAAGUGGGGUAAAUAGAAAGUACAAUAUUGGGAUCAUUUUCGUCUCCGGGUGCACAUUGUUUGGUUAUUCUUAUUAUGAUGUUAUGUGAUCCCUUUUA